AUGCCCAUCAAUCAACCCUCUAACCAGAUUAAACUCACAAAUGUAUCCCUUGUACGAUACAAAAAGGCAAAAAAGCGUUUCGAAAUCGCUUGCUACAAGAACAAAGUACUCGAAUGGCGUUCCGGCAACGAGAAAGACAUCGACAAUGUUCUUCAAAUCCCUAACGUUUUCCUAAAUGUUUCGCGAGGACAAACGGCACCGACGGCCGAUUUAGCAAAGGCUUUUGGAAAAGAUACUCCAGUGCAAGAUAUCAUUCUCGAAAUAUUAAACAAGGGAGAAUUACAAGUGGGAGAGAAAGAACGACAUGCACAGUUGGAGCGAGUGCACAAUGAAGUGCUCAGUAUCGUAGCCAGUAAACUUGUGGAUCCAAAAUCGAAGCGGGUGUACACUACGGGAAUGAUAGAGAAAGCACUCGAGAUGCUCAGUUCGCAGGGUUCGCAAGCACAGGAAAAAGAUAGGAGUCUGGGCAGCGAAACCGCGACUCCGACGACGGGAGAAGAAGGAGAGGCAAAGCCAAUACCUAGGGCGAGGGAGCAUGCUUGGACGGGUGUCGUGGCUACGAAGAGCGCAAAGAGUCAGGCGUUGGAAGCGAUGAAGGCAUUGAUUGCACACCAGCCGAUUCCAGUCGCGAGAGCGAGGAUGAGGUUGAGAGUUACGUUACCUACCAAGAUUUUAAAGCAGGUGGUUAAGGCUCCUGGACCAAAGUCUGCUGAUGAGGGAGAGGGCGAUAAGAAGGAAACGGUCAAGGAUAGAGUAUUGGGAUAUGUAGAGCAGGUCGAGACUCAGGAUGUGAUGGGUUCAGAGUGGGAGGUAGUAGGGUUUGUAGAACCUGGUGCAUUCAAGGGAAUAGGAGAUUUUAUCAGUACGGAGACGAAGGGACAGGGAAGAGUCGAGGUGCUGGAUAUGGCUGUUACUCAUGAAGAUUAA
Botrytis byssoidea is the source of this 927-nucleotide messenger RNA. RefSeq lists its product as uncharacterized. The record is from RefSeq and is a predicted model, not a curated record. NCBI's taxonomy places the organism in Eukaryota, Fungi, Ascomycota, Leotiomycetes, Helotiales, Sclerotiniaceae. Gene Ontology annotation, biological process: ribosome biogenesis; cytosolic ribosome assembly. The transcript has a single exon. The coding region runs from base 1 to 927 and encodes 308 amino acids.